AACAAAACAAAAGUUAAAAAGUGAAUUUUUAAGGUUAAGUGAGAGUUGAAAAUUAAACACUAAUUUUAGUGAAAUUAUUUGGAAUUGAUAAAAGUUUUUAAGAUCAACGACUAUGGUUGUAAUGAGUAGCAUGCGAUCACCGACAAUGUCUGCCAAUCUUGGAGAUAAUCAACAGCAAUCACCUCAAGAAUGGGAUAUUAACGACUCUAAUGUUCCCAAUGUCGUGAACUAUGACCUGUUUUCGGAGUGGGCUGAUGGACAUGUAAGACAAGUUUACGACCCAGAUUGUGAAGAAGCAAGGAAACAUUUAUCCGGGUGGGCUAUGAGGAAUACUAACAAUCAUAAUGUUAGUAUUUUGAAAAAAUCUUGUUUGGGUGUGCUUGUCUGCUCACUUAAAUGCAUUUUGCCCAAUGGAGGACAGGUACACUUACGACCGGCCAUUUGUGAUAAGGCUAGGAAAAAGCAACAAAAUACAACAUGUCCAAAUAAACCAUGUCCUGGAGUCUUAGUGAUACAACAAUGUCGAGGUCACUGUGGUUACCCAGUAACGCACUUUUGGCGUCAUACACCCCAUGCAAUAUUUUUCCAAGCAAAAGGACACCACGAUCAUCCACGUCCUGAACCAAAAUCAACUGCGGAAUCGCGGAGAAGUAGUACUAACGGGAGAAGGAUCAAAGGAUUCGGCGUUUUUCUCGAUCGCGAUGCGGCAGUUGGAUCAAAGAUUAUGUCGCUAAAACAAAGAAAACGUCGAACUUCCGGACCAUAUUCUCUUCCAAUGAAAAGAAAUUAUCAACAACAAGAACAACAACAACAACCACCACCACCACUUAUUUCUAAUAAAUGUUACUCAUGCUCGCACCUAGCCUUUGAAUGCACAUGCCCAAGCCAACCCUCAAUACCAUACCAGCAAUACCAACCCUACACACAACCCUCAGAAGCUUACUGGUACCAAAACUCAAACAACACCGAUACCAUCUUCGUAACUCCGCAAUCUCAAACCACUCCACAAUCUCAAAGCACUCAAGAUCCCUACGACUUCCCAACAAUCACGGAAGAAUACUUCCAACCUGGCGAGAUCUUCCAGCUGGACCAGCCUCUGCGAGCCGACUUUCCUUCAAACCCUUCUAGCACCAAUUCAAGCAACAGAUCUCCUUCAACUCUUUUAGAUUUGGGUUCUGGGACCAUAAAGUACCAAGUAAAGUCCCAAGAAGACAUCUACUGGAACCAGCUGGUCAGCGAAGACUCAUCAAGCAGCGCUCUCUCUCAAAAUCAAGAUGAUAAAUUAUACAACCAGCCUAAUUUUGUCUACAAUGCUAACAAAUCAGCUGAAAGCAAAUUUGAAGCUUCUAAUUACCAACGUAAUGAUCUAACAAAAUUAUUAACACCCAAAGUAGUAAUUGAAGAAACUCAGUAUCCUAGUCAGAAUAAUUAUUCUAAUGAAAAUAAUUACUUAGGGUAUAAUUACGAUGAUUAUUAUUCUAUUUAUAAUGCAGAUUUACCAACUGGAAAUAAUUUUUCCAAAAAUAAUAUCCACAAAGCAACUCAAGAUUCUUCAAGGACUAAUUUAAAUCAAUCUAUUGAACCUGAUAAUUAUUUAUGUAAUUAUUCUUGUGAUUUGGAUAAUAAGCUCACUGGUAAUAUAAAUAUUAUUAAUAAAAAUAAUAAUAAUAAUAAUAAUUAUAAUAAUGAAAGUGAUUUAGAUAGCACCUCGUUUGUUGACUACACUUUUUUGGGGUCACUUUGCAAUUCUAAUGAAGAACAAAGUACGCAGCCGGUUAAUCAAUUUGCGUAUUACAAUAAUAAUAAUAAUAAUAUUAUUAAUAAUAAUAAUAAUUGCAUUUCAAUCAAUUACCAGAAUUUAGGCCAAGGGCUUAAUAAAGGGGAUAUUGAUGAUAUGUUUUCGAAAAUACGCUGA
Molecule: messenger RNA, 1915 nt
Organism: Cotesia glomerata
Lineage: Eukaryota; Metazoa; Arthropoda; Insecta; Hymenoptera; Braconidae
Product: transcription factor glial cells missing-like
Exons: 6
Coding region: 113-1915 (600 amino acids)
Biological process (GO): gliogenesis; regulation of transcription by RNA polymerase II
Cellular component (GO): nucleus
Molecular function (GO): DNA-binding transcription activator activity, RNA polymerase II-specific; RNA polymerase II cis-regulatory region sequence-specific DNA binding
Source: RefSeq, a predicted model, not a curated record